Molecule: messenger RNA, 3258 nt
Organism: Polychytrium aggregatum
Lineage: Eukaryota; Fungi; Chytridiomycota; Chytridiomycetes; Polychytriales
Product: periplasmic binding protein-like I
Exons: 22
Coding region: 1-2913 (970 amino acids)
Biological process (GO): G protein-coupled receptor signaling pathway
Cellular component (GO): membrane; G protein-coupled receptor heterodimeric complex
Molecular function (GO): G protein-coupled GABA receptor activity
Source: RefSeq, a predicted model, not a curated record
AUGGUAGUCAACAACAAAUCUGCAAAUGUCCUCAAAAUCGGCGUCGUGUAUCCGGCAGACUCGGUUUCGCAGCUGGUCUAUGGCAUCCAGAUGGCAAUCAACGAGAUCAAUGCCAACACAUCCCUGCUUCCAGAUGCCACACUCCAGUUUGUGACACGAGACUCGGCCGGCAGCAUCCUGACCGGAACCGGACAAACCAUCAGCUCCAUCUGGAAUGACGGGGUCGUCGCCAUCAUUGGUGAUGGCACCAGCGACGUUACCGAAUACGAAGCCGUCAUUUCGGGCAUUUACAACAAACCGCAUUGCGGCCUCAGCACCGCCGCGAUUGAGCUCGGGUCGGCAACGCUCUAUCCAACCUUCUUUCGGAUGAUGCAAGGCGCCGACAAGCAGACGCAGCUCUUUGUCCAAUUCAUCAAGUCUCGCGGCUGGAAACGGUUUGCGAUUAUGUAUACCAGCGACACCUUUGGAAGUGGAGCCGCUGAUGCCGCCGAGACAGCUGCAUCUCAGCUAGGCAUCACCGUGGUGCUGAAGCAGGCCUUCUAUCAAGAUCAUCUGAAGCAACUGGCGCGCGACAAGACUAGUUUGAUUGAGCCACUCAAUAAUCUCAAGCAAAGCUAUGCCCGGAUCAUAUUGGUCCUAGCCACGGAGCCGUACACGGUUGACCUGUAUUUCAGUGCCAUGAACUCGACCUGGAAUAUGGUCGGCCCGGAUUAUGUUUGGAUGGGCCUCAACUUCCCUGGCAAUACCGUCGAUGAAAUCCAAGCCAUCCGCCCUGAUGCCGUCCGGAUGACUCAGGGCUUUAUAACCAACUAUGGCGCAACCAACGCCUGGACUCCUAGUGCCCUGGCCUGGAAUCAGCGCUACAGAGCGCUCUAUGGCAACAACAUAAAUGCCUUCGACACUGGAACACUGUACGAAGUCAACACGACCGAGUUUGACACAUUCUUCAACACAAGGGCUGCGUACGAUGUGAUCUAUCUCUUUGCAAUAGGAUGGACCCGUCUACUGGCCACCAAUGCAUCCUGGUCGUCCGGCAACAUCGUCAAUGGCACAGUUCCUUACUCGCCUCCAAGCGUUUAUCAAAGCUUCAGCUACGCUGGCGCCAUAGGACAAAUUAUCUGGGACGGAAAUGGAGUCGUGACUACAUACAAUCUGAUUGCCGGAAACGGGACGAACUUCUUUGACUCGAGCGAGCUCGUUGGUGUCGGAACGUCGCUGGGCGUCAACGUCAACUGCAGCGGCUGUGGAUUCUGGGAUUUCGACUAUCAACAAAGGGUUCCUCCAGACUCACCAACUACUCUGGACUGCGAUCCAGGUUGGGAGCAAAUCACGUUUAAUGGCCAGCUCAUCUGCGCUGUCUGUCCCAAUGUCUGCAACGGGAACAACGUCCAUGUCAGCGUCGGAUACUGGCAGGACCCCAGUGCAAACAUGUACAACCGCAUCGCAUUCAGCAAGAGCUUUUACUUUUGCGGACCGUCGAGCGGAUGUUGCUCUCGUGAUCCGUACAUGGACAUACCAUGCACUGUCGGGAACCAGUGCCAGGCCAAUUUUAGCGGAAUACUGUGCAGCGCCUGUGAUCCAGGGCUCUACGAAUGGAAUGGAAAAUGCGUCGACUGCACAAACAACACAUUUGGCAGCUUUCUGCUCGCCAUCUACAUGCUCGGCUACUUUCUCAUUGUGGUCAUCAUCUACAUCUUCCCGAAGGAGGCCGAGAGCUUCCUCGACGAUUUGAUUUUGAUAGUCCAGAUCUCGUCGACGCUGCUGGCUGCAGAUGGUGGGCCAAGCAUUAUGUCGUCUAUCCUCAAGUUCUGCGCGCUGCAGAUGAACAUGCCAUUUGUCCAGAAUGUCUGCCUUGCGCCGAUCGGGCCAUUCCUCAAGAUGCUCUCAGGGUUCAUCAUACCCUUCUUGAUCAUGUUCUCGCUACUGUUUCUGCUCCUUGUUACGUACAUCAUCAAGGCAAUCGGCAAGGGCGGGCAGGUCUUGAGCACGCGGCUCCUGAGGCAUCUCAAGGGAAAUGUCAGAAACAAUAUCUACUCGACGACCUUUGCGCUGGCACUGUUCUGCUUCAUCCCAACUCUCGAAACAGCCAUGGAAAUUCUCUCCUGCCAGUCCGUCGGGUCCGUGUCGGUCGUGCGCUUGUAUCCAGCUGUAACGCUGACCAUCUCGGCGCUCUUGGACCAGUGCUGGAGCCCCGAGCACACAGGCGCCGCAGCCGUGUCGAUCAACAUCAUCGUAAUCUCUGGGCUCGUGAUCCCGGUCGUCGCGCUCAUGGCUCUGCGACGAAUAUCGCCAGCAGCCCUACCAGGCAGCACCCUCACCCUCGACCACACCGCUCCAUACUACUUCCUAUACGGGGCGUACAAACUCGAGUACCACUGGUGGCUUCCAGUGGAUCUGAUCGAGCGCACCACUAUCGUGGCUAUUUCUGUGCUUCUUGGGGCUGACGACUUUCAUCGGGCGCUCUUCUUGGUCUUCAUCGUCUGGUUCUGGCUGCUUGUGAGGAUCUUUUUCAUGCCGGCCAAGACCAUUGUCGAUAACUCGGUCAAGAUUAUUGGGUAUAUCAGCAUCAUAAUCCUGGGUGGAUUCAAACUGGAGGCGAUUGCCAUGAACACUGGCGGGCUGCAGGCUGUUGACUGCAGCACAUACAGCCUGGCCUUCUUCAUCCUGCCCAUCUGCAUUUUGCUGCCCAUGAGAAUAUUCUUGAUGCUUCCGAAGCGGAUCAAGUUUUAUGUUAUCAAAAAGUGCGGACUCGCUCCAAAGGUCGAUCGCUAUGCCACAACCGAUGAUGGCACCAUCAAGAGGAGCGACCGCGACCAGAAGGAGAGAGGAGCGACAAAACAACAGGACGAUGUACUGCCGGGCCGCGCAAACAGUAUUUUUGACGAGCUCCGUCUGAGCCACGAAAACCUCUGACUGGCUUGUGCAGGGUCCAAUUGGGAUGGAAUCAAGCAUACCAUGCUCUGCUUGGCAAUGCACUCUGCCCUCCGCUUGAUGGAGCUCGACCGACCCAAUGCGACGAUCACCAUUUGGCCAUAGACAGCCGGUACGCUCAGUCGUAGUCCGGUACAAAAUGCGGUCUUCUGGAAUCAACGUUCUUGCUUUAUUUGAAAGUCAGCGAGUCGAUUGGACAGCAAAUAAAUCAUUGCAUCGAUGGAGUCUACCGCGACUCAGAUGGAGUCUACCGCGACUCAGGCACCAUAUACGUCAGAGCGCCGUUACAACUUGGAUCGGCCUUUGAUGCCGUAGAGAUCGAUGCCG